Messenger RNA from Phaeoacremonium minimum UCRPA7, 1038 nucleotides. RefSeq names its product putative patatin-like serine hydrolase protein. Gene Ontology annotation, biological process: arachidonate metabolic process. Bases 1 to 1038 code for a protein of 345 amino acids. NCBI's taxonomy places the organism in Eukaryota, Fungi, Ascomycota, Sordariomycetes, Togniniales, Togniniaceae. The transcript has 3 exons. The record is from RefSeq and is a predicted model, not a curated record. Gene Ontology annotation, cellular component: membrane.
AUGCAUCGCACGUUCGUGGAGAUCAACGGAAGAGCCCCGCGACGAAACGAAAUACCCAAACCCGCAGACCAUUUCGACCUGAUCGUGGGAACUGGCACCGGCGGCCUGAUCGCGCUGAUGCUGGGCCGCUUACGGCUGGAUUUGGAGACUUGCAAGGAGCUCUACGUACGGAUGACUCGCAUGGUGUUCGAGACCGAUAAGACCAUACUGGGCAUUCCGACAAGAUCCACCCUGUUCAAGGCAUCCAAGCUGGAGGAGGCUAUCCGAGAGGCUGUCAGGGAACACACCAGGGACGAGGACGAGGGCAACGAUGGCUCAGCACCCGAAGUCUUCAGCCCUCUGAGCACCGUGUCCCGUUCAAGCGCUGCACAAACUCCGAGAAGACAUUCGAGCAACGCGAGUGUGGUGAGCUUCAGCGCGAGAAGCCCAACAGCGCAGAUGGCUAGGCCGGCCUUUAGCGGGAGAGGAGGAGACCCGAAUGCACGACUUUACGACUCGCGGGAGAAAAGAACUAAAACUGUUGUAACUGCUGUUUACAAAGGCGCGCCAAAGAACGCCCCUGCCGUUAUGUUAAGGUCCUAUGAUUCAAGGAGAGAGCCGGCGCCGGAAUAUGACUGCAAAAUCUGGCAGGCUGGCAGAGCAACAUGUUCUAUCGGACUUGCAUUCAAAUCGGUUACCGUUGGGCAAUCCGUCUUUCAUGACGAUGGAGACGGGCGGUUCAACCCUUCUCCUGAAGCGUUGGACGAGGCUGUCGUGAACGAAUGGCCUGGACGUGAAGUGGGCGUCUUCCUUAGUGUUGGAACGGGAAAGCGACCGAAAGGAAGCGAUCAAAACUCAGCUAUGUGGUACGAGGGCUUCCUGGGCGAGUUUGCUGAGGCGAAGAGGAGGCUCAUCUCCAAGAUUGAAGGAUGUGAGCGAACUCAUGAGUACAUGAAGAAAGAACACCUGGUCAAGCGUGGUGUCAAUAUCGAGAACUAUUACAGGUUCAACGUCGAAGUCGGUCACAUCGACGAGGAUGUACCUAUCGCGAGGAUCUGA